AUGGAUAGUUAUCAGCAAGUUAUCUCAAAUCUCCGAUCCAACCUAUUUCGUCUGCAGUCUGGACAGGGAGAUAUUGAGGAAGCGAUCGCCGUUUCUAUGAUUCUGUGGAUUUUCGGCUUACCCGGACACGAGAUUUGGUCGAUUCAUCUGAAUGGACUUAUUGCUUUACUCGAGUCUACACCAAUUCCCGCCUCUGGUACUCAAAUUCAAUCAAAUCUUCACCAAUUUGCGACAAUGACAGCAGCUCAUCUCGAUAUCAGGGCGAUGUCGGUUGGAAGACGUGAGUCUAGUCAGAGACUUUGGCUUCGUUGGCGAUUAUGUUCCCCGGAUGAGAUCCUGAGCCUUUCUGUCGAGGAGAAGGCAUUCUCCGGGUGGGAAAUCAGCUCCGGAUACCCCGAAAGUCUGAUGACGAUAAUUGCCUUGGUAUCUGCCAUUGUGGAAGACGAUUUCUCGGGAAAGGAGAUGGACUCUGUUUAUAGAGAAUAUCUUGAGCAACUCGCAUUUCAAACAUCCCAUGCAGGCUCUGGGGUCAGUCCCAUCUAUGGGUCUCCUAUGAUGGCUAACACAAGAAACGCUAAACUGAUUGCAUUCAUGGAGUCGAUCAUCACUCAAUGGAAACCGCCCUCAAUCCCCGACUCAAUGCCCUUGGAAACAAGCAUAACUCUCACUGGAAUGUGGGAGCUCAUGCGAAAGACGGCAUUGAUCUACCUAUGGCGUGGUGGUUUCGAAGCCGACAUCACGGUUCCUUUACCGAGGGAACAAGAAAUUUCUGUCAACCGAUUUACCCGGGAGAUAUGUGGAGGGAUUGAGCAGGUUAUUCAAGCUGCGGAAAAGUUUCAUAUACCCAUGGCUAAUUCCCUGAUAUGGCCGCUGGCGGUUAUUGGGAAUGAAGCAUCAAGAUCUCCAGCUUUGCAGGCCAAAGUUCGAGAAUAUCUUGAGCGCAUUUAUACUUAUUUUCAGAUACCCCAUCAUAAAAUGAUGGCUACUUUACUUCAGCAAUUGUGGGACAGGGCGUUAAAGAAGGGUUCUGGCGCUGGUUCUGGUGCUCCCUUGUGUUUGCAUCUUAUCUGUUUAGAAGAAAAUAUACGAUUGCCUCUACUUUAG
Messenger RNA from Penicillium malachiteum, 1104 nucleotides. RefSeq lists its product as uncharacterized. The record is from RefSeq and is a predicted model, not a curated record. The transcript has a single exon. NCBI's taxonomy places the organism in Eukaryota, Fungi, Ascomycota, Eurotiomycetes, Eurotiales, Aspergillaceae. The coding region runs from base 1 to 1104 and encodes 367 amino acids.